Molecule: messenger RNA, 4343 nt
Organism: Harpegnathos saltator (Jerdon's jumping ant)
Lineage: Eukaryota; Metazoa; Arthropoda; Insecta; Hymenoptera; Formicidae
Gene: Tsp
Product: Thrombospondin
Exons: 15
Coding region: 259-3993 (1244 amino acids)
Biological process (GO): cell adhesion
Cellular component (GO): extracellular region
Molecular function (GO): calcium ion binding
Source: RefSeq, a predicted model, not a curated record
CGGACGAGGCUCUCUCGUAUUCUCUCUCUCGUGCGCGCGCGCGCGCGCUCACGUCCGUCGUAAAUCGUCACCAUCAGAACACCGUCCUUCCGCAUUUCGCGACUCGAAGAAGCAUCGCGCUCACCGCGAACCGCCGGAGGCUCUCUCUCUCUCUCUCUCUCUCUCUCUCGCUUCUUUCUCGUUUUUCUAUCUCGCGGAACGAGUCGUCUCGCGUCUCGUCUUUCAUCACUCGCACGGGCCGCAGCUACGCGAGUCAGGAUGCGGGUCCUGACGGUGCUGAUCCUAGGAUCGCUCGUUGCCUACGCCGUCGACGGCGCCGUUAUACCGGACGAAGGUCUCAAGAAGGACCUGCAGAAUGUAUGGCAGGAAGACAGCUUCGUGAUCGCGUUGUCCAACAUCAAGAUCAAGAAGAGGCAGUCCGGCAGCGCGAUCGAGACUCUCCUAGCCGUCAAGUAUGGAGAGUCGAAGAGCAAGAUAGUAUUGAUGCUCGAUCGGCGAACGAAACGCGUUGUUCUCGAGAGCCUCGAUGAGAGCGGCCGACGCAGCGCCGACCACGUCAAUGUGGACAGCCUCGCGGUGAACACGCCGCUGAAGAGUUUGAUCAUCCUGCUGCAUCAAGAUCAGCCGAAUCCUCGCGUGGACGUGUACGUCGACUGUGUCUAUCAGGGCUCCAUACCGUUCAAGAGGACCUUCCGCGACAUCGCCGAGAACGAGGAGAGCCCGUAUGUGGAAGUGUUCCGGGAACGAAAAUGCCAGGCAAAAGUGCACAAGACUUCGAGCAUCAGCGAGGUGCUGCGGAAAGAGCAAUGUCCCAACAACCUAGUCGACAUGAUUCUCCCGUCGGUACUCGAGACCGAUUUAUUUCCCGGACGCACGAAUAUCCGACCUCUAUCUCGACCGACCGAUCGCGCUUCCGACGAGGACGAUACGAUCGAAGAGCCCGAGGCAUCGGACCAAGAUCAGACCAGCAGCCUGGAAUCAGCCGGCGGCGGUCACCGUCCGAGUCAUAAAGAGCCCUCCGGUAACAAGAAGAAGCCUCACGGCUCACGGCCUGAACGCGGUGAUCCCGAUGCCGGUUACGCCAACUCGCACCGUCCUAACCGUGACCACACUCGUCGUCCCGACAGAGACCCGCCCGGUUAUGUGUUCAACUUGAAGCCCGACGAAUUGGGCGAGGCGGGACCAAUAUCGGACGCAGACGAUGAACAUCGCGAUCGUGAAAAUCGCCCCGGACGAGAUAAAUCGAAAGCGCCCGCAAAGUUCAAACGACGACCCUACAAGGACCUACCGGGUUUGCCUGCCGACAAAUCGGACGAACAAGGGCCUAAACGACCCGACAAAUGGAGACCGUUUGGCAAUGAUAAAGACACAGUUCUAGAACCGUACGAUCAGAUCGAACCGGACGUUCAUCAACCUGAAAAUAAGACCAGGCCACCCAGGAGAGGCGACAUCGGGAUCCAGAGUCUAGAUGAGAAAAUUUGUCUGACCGACACCAACAUCGUGAAGGCUCUGAAUGAAUUAAUCGACGCCACCAAGAAGAUGUGGAGGGAACUGGAGCAAAACAGACUGGAAACCCAGCAACUUCGUCGUUUGAUCGAAAACUGCGCGGCGUGUCGUACACCCACCGUGCCACCGCCGACACGGCCGCCGACGUCCACAUGCGACCAUAACUCCCCGUGCUUCCCCGGCGCCGAUUGCCGCGAUACGUCCAGAGGACCCCAAUGCGGCCCUUGUCCCCCUGGUUUCACCGGAAACGGACGGGUCUGCACCAAGAUCUACGUCAUCACCUGCAUCGACCGACCGUGCUACCCCGGGGUGCAGUGUUUCAACAUCAGCAGCGGUUACAGAUGCGGCGGAUGCCCGAACGGCUACACAGGAAACGGCGAGAAGUGCGAGAGACGCAGGAACCCUUGCCAUUCUCAGCCCUGUCACCCGGAGGUUCAGUGCUACCCCAUCGAGCACCAGCCGUAUUACAGAUGUGGUCCCUGCCCAAGAGGGUACGUGGGUAACGGCAGCACCUGCCUCGACAUAAACGAAUGCGAGCUGUCUCAGCCGUGCUUCCCCGGAGUGCGUUGUAUCAAUCUCCAUCCCGGGUACAGAUGCGACCCGUGCCCGACGGGUUACGUCGGGCCAUUUGUAGAGGGUAUCGGCGUCGAAAUGGCCCGCAAGCAGAAGCAAAUCUGCCGCGACAUAAACGAGUGCGAGACCAACAACGGCGGAUGCGACCCCUACGCGGAGUGCGUCAACACCGAGGGAUCCUACAGAUGCGGUCCAUGCAGAAGCGGCUACAUCGGCAACCAGACAACCGGCUGUCAUUCCAGAGGCAACGUCUGCCCGGACUUGACGACGGCCUGCGACGUCAAUUCCGACUGCAUCCAAGUGUUCACCCACGAGUACAUCUGUAAAUGUCACGUCGGCUGGGCCGGAAACGGACUGAUUUGCGGCCCCGACACCGACAUGGACGGCAUCCCCGACAGGAGCCUCAACUGCCACGAUUCUCGCUGUCAGUCCGACAACUGCCCCACGACACCCAACAGUGGGCAAGAGGACACCGACAGGGACGGCAUAGGCGACGCCUGCGAUCAAGAUUCCGACAACGACAGCGUGCUCGAUAGGAUCGACAAUUGCCCGUUCAUUUAUAAUCCGGAUCAGAAGGACACCGAUGGCGACAAGAUUGGCGACGCCUGCGACAAUUGCCCGUUUGUCGACAACCCGAGGCAAUGGGACAUCGACGGCGACACCAAAGGCGACGACUGCGACGACGACAUGGACGACGAUCGCAUCCCGAAUCACCAGGACAACUGCCCGAGGGCGAGGAACGCGGAUCAAUUCGACAGCGACGGCGACGGCGUCGGCGACGCCUGCGACAAUUGUCGACACGCGCCGAAUUCCAAUCAAAUGGACGAGGACGGCGACGGGGUCGGGGAUGUUUGCGACAACGACAUGGACAAGGACAAGGACGGUGUCCAAGACAACUUGGACAAUUGCCCCAGCGUGCCGAAUCCCGGACAGAACGACGUUGACCGUGACGGUAUGGGCGACGAAUGCGACGAUGACAUCGACAACGACGGUGUGUUGAACAGAGUCGACAACUGUCCGUACGUGUACAAUCCGGACCAACGCGAUAUCAAUCGCGACGGAAUCGGCGACGCGUGUUGGAACGACCACGACAACGACACGGUUAUCAACAUCUACGAUAACUGUCCCAACAACAGUCUGGUGUGGACAACGGACUUUCGUAAGUACAAGACGAUCAAUCUCGACCCGAUCGGCACGUCGCAGGAAGACCCCGUGUGGAGAAUUAAUCACCACGGCGCGGAGAUUCAGCAGCUCAUCAACAGCGACCCUGGAAUCGCCAUAGGACCGGAUGUGCUCAGCGGCGUCGAUUACGAAGGCACCUUUUACAUCGACGACGACACCGACGACGAUUACGUGGGAUUCGUAUUCUCCUAUCAGGACAAUCGUAGAUUCUACAUCGUCGCCUGGAAGAGAGAGAAUCAGGUCUACUGGCUGGGCACGCCGUUCCGCGCGGUGGCCGAUGCCGGGAUCACGUUGAGACUCGUCAAUUCCGCGACCGGGCCGGGCGAGGUGCUCAGAAACAGUCUCUGGCAUAACGAGGACACGCCUGAUCAGGUGAAGAUCCUGUGGAGGGACCCGAGCAAGUACGGCUGGCAGCAGAGGACUUCGUACAGGUGGCAUCUGCUCUACAGACCGCAGAUCGGCCUCAUCAGAUUCUGGUUGCACGAGGGCACGCGCUUAGUGAGCGACUCUGGGAACAUUUACGAUUCGACUUACGCAGGCGGUCGACUGGGCGUCUAUUGCUUCUCGCAGGAGAUGAUCACCUGGUCCGACUUGCUGUACAAGUGCACAGACACCGUGCCACAAUCCGUAUGGAACGAGUUACCGUCUCACCUGCAGGCGCAGGUUCAGGUGAGUGCAAGCAACUUCGGGCAGCCGCAAAUGACACGAUGGAGAACAUACGACUAUUACUAAAAUACGUUCUCGGCGACCUAUUUACGGCGCGAUCAAAAGAAAAGUGAACGGAGGGAGUUUGUUUUGUCAUCCGUAAUCCUCUCGCAAGAGUAUCGAGAGAGCCGAAUUACAGCCGGUUUAAAGCCGCUAUAAGCAAUUAUGCCGAAAUGGCGCUUGCUUGGCGCACUUAAAUAAAAUGCAACUCCACACCAUUUUUCGAGAGCGCGACACAAAACGACGUGUGUAUUUUGAUAGAUUACAUAGAUCCCCCUCCCCCUCCCCCGUUACAGAGAGGUAUUUAAUAUUCCAACCGGCGCUCGCACACACGCGAAUGUAUCUUCUCUCUCUCUCUCUCUCUCUCUCUCUCUCUC